Taeniopygia guttata (zebra finch) is the source of this 2223-nucleotide messenger RNA. RefSeq names its product somatomedin-B and thrombospondin type-1 domain-containing protein. NCBI's taxonomy places the organism in Eukaryota, Metazoa, Chordata, Aves, Passeriformes, Estrildidae. The record is from RefSeq and is a predicted model, not a curated record.
AUGGGCAGUGAGUGGCUCCUGCCCUGUGGGUGGGGGACGGGGCUCCCCAUCACGCCGAGAUGGUGCUCCUGGGGGAGCAUCAGCUCCAACCCAGCAGUGCCCAAUCACAGAUGCUCCCAGGCAGGGCUGUGCUGUCUCAUGCACGGUGCUUUAUUAAAAACCCUGGUUAAUUGUAUGAAGUCCUUGCCCUUGCCAUGGAGCCGAGGGGCGGUGGAGCAGAAGGGAACGGGCUUUGUCCCCCCGCCCAGCCCGGGGGCGGUGCGGCACGGCCGGAGCUCUCACCGCACAGCCGUCGCUCCUCAUCCAGUGUCCGCUGGAGCAGGGCAGAGCCAUCACCCCGCGGGGCUCGCAGGCUCCGGUGCCAUGCGGGGCCCGCUGCUCUGGGCGGGCUGCCUGCUGGCCGCCGCCUGCCUGGUAGGAGCCACGGGCAGCUGCCGGCAGCGCUGCUGCCCCGGCAGGAACAACGCCUGCUGGGCCCCCGGCGCCCGCCGGGCUCGCUGCUACUGCGACUCGUACUGCCAGAGGACGGGAGACUGCUGCCAGGACUACCUCACCUCGUGCCGCCGUGCCGCGGUGGGCUGUGCUGUGGGGCCCUGGGGGCCGUGGAGCGGGUGCAGCUCCCCGUGCGGGGUUGGCAGCAGGGCCCGCAGCCGCCAGGUCACUGUGCCGCCCCGGCACGGGGGCGAUCCCUGUCCUGACCUCAAGCAGCGCCGCGGCUGCCUGGGGCAGCACCCGACCUGCGGGACGGCCAAAGCUGCUCUUCUGCCAGAGGUAGCCAAGAUACUCCCCAACUCCUUCAGCCAGGACUUCAGAGAUCCCUGGCGAAGAGCUGUGCUGCCACUGCCGGAGGAGCCCUCUGGGUGGGAGCCCCGUGCCGCGGGCGCGCCUGGAGCCGCCGGCUGCAGCGGGACAAGCAGGUGUGUGUGGAGUGCUGGGGGAAUCUGCCCCACCGCCGCCCCCACUGCACUGGACACGGGCUGCAAGGAGCCAGGUAGGUGCUAAUCUGGGGCAUCCCCACCAUGGGAUCUCUCCUAAGGAACAUCUCUCCCUGUCUCUAAGGCAUUCUUCUUUUAUAUUGUACUUAUAAUAUUUCUGUACAAAGCUGUAAUUAUGUUUAAAAUGCCACACUGUAUACCAUCAUAUUAUUAAAUGAAUCAAUAAUAUAUCUAUAAAUCAAUAUUAUAAUAGAAAAAUAAACAUAUUAAAAUAGAAUAGACUAUCUCUGUUGGAAGGGACAAUGAUCAUCUGGUCCGACUGCCACUAUUAUAUAUAUAUAUAAUAUAAACCCAUAUAUAAAACUAUAUUUUAUUUUUAAAAAAUGUAUUUAUUAAUGGCACACCCUAGUUUUCACUGAUUUUCCCUUCCAGGACAUUUUGGGUGGCCGCUUCUGUGGUGGGGUGCCAGGGCUCGUGGGUGCAGGAGAGCCUGCAGGAGGGGUGUGUCUGCUCCCCACCAGCUCUCAUCUUUGUGUAGGAUCCCCCUGGGAAGGUGAGCUGAGCCCCCCCAUGGCACCACUCCUUGCUGGGAGGUGGGGAAUGAAAUAAAAAUGUGGUCUCUUUUAUAAUUUCACCCUCCUACAGGUUUGUUGUUCACCCUUGGUGCCAGCUCCCUCUGUUUUCCAUUAAAUAUUUUGCUGAAGAAUGGAAAAACCCUUCUUAUAAAGACUAAAAAUAAGGGAAUUGCUGAAGUGUGGUGAUUAAUGGUAGAAGAACAGCAUGAUGAGGUUAAAUCUGGAUGAGAUGAUGAUGUGGCGGUGACACAGUGUGAUGAUGUCAUGCUCAGCCAUGACGUACUUUCCACAAGCUGCAACUGGCAAGCAACAUGAGGAUGGAGGGAGCAUCCUUCCUCUUGUCUGAGCUCACUCACUGCAGUGUCAGGUGAGCCAGGCAGGGCAGUUUUGCAGAGAUAUUUAACAGACACCCAAAAGGUGCCAGUACCCAGUUCCAGCCGUGGGGCUUGGCAGUCCCAUUGGAAGGAAUGAGGCUGGGUGCUGCUGCCCUUCUCCAGUCCUUGCCCACCAUGACAUGACCUUGCUGGUGGGGUCCCUGCCCCAGCUUUGAGUGGUACUACCACAGCCUGUGGUGGGAGCAUGUGCCAUGCCAGAGCUGGGUCUUGCUCCACUGCAGCCAGUGGCUGUUGUCUGUUUGCUGCUCAGGACGUUUGGCUCCUGCAGCCUGCUCUCACACCACCCUCCUGGGCAGUGGAAUUAAAAGGCUUCAACAC